AUGAGUCCGAUCUUCAAUUUUGGAAAAGUACGUCAUUGCCGAGUAUCUGGAUGGGUAUAUGACAAAGACUAUCUUCACAAUUCCUCGUCACCAAUGGAUUAUCGACGACGUCGUGCCGCCGAAAAGAUGACAGUGACAAAGUCUGAAAAUAAUUCAAGUGCAAGAAAUGUGAUUGCCUCACAUAUCGACGAGAAUUUGGAGAAAGAGCAAGAAUCAAUUGCAAUACAAUCGGAAACCAAUUUGACCCAAACUGAACUAAUGCAAUCAACAAAUGUGUAUUCGCUUGAAUUGUCGGUUUUGGUGUUGUCCUUUUCGUUAAGUUUAACCGAACCAAUGUUUCAAACGGAAAUUUUCCAACAAAGCUGCAUGCUCAAAAAUAACGAAUCCAUCUGUGGAUUGAUUGCAAACAAGCAAGCACCAGAAGAACUUAAGCACUUGGAGACCGAAUUAGAAAUAUAUGUAUCGAAGAUAUUUAUGGUUGGGACUGUUUUAGGAAGUAUUUUUCCAGUAUUUAUAAGCUUUUUUAUCGUGCAAUGGUCCGAUAGAUUUGGACGGAAACCUCUUUUAUUAAGCUCGUUUCUCGGAUUUUUUCUGAGCUAUGCCCUUUUGUGUGUGAUAUCGAUUGCAUCGCAUUAUUAUAAAAUUAAUCCAUGGUUCUACGUAUUGGCAUUUAUUCCACUAUCAAUAUUUGGUAGCCCAUGUACAUUGUCCACAGGAGUGUACACUUACAUAAAUGAUAUUUCAUUGCCUCAAGAUCGUAGCCUUAGAUUGGCAAGAUUAGAAGCAAUCCUUCUUCUCGGAAGUAUUAUGGGUAUUUUGACCUUUGUAUAUAUCAAAAUUUCGACACCAGUUGCAUUUGGAUGCUCUACUUUGUGUAUAUUCUUCGGGUUAUGCUGUAUAUAUUUCUUUGUUGAUGAAAGUAUUAAAAUAGAAAUCGAGCCAAUUAGUUGCAUCGAGAAAUUCAGAGCACUUUAUGAUUGGAAACAUGUGGCGGAUAUAUUUUCUACUACUUUCAAAAGACGAGAACAUAAUGGCAGAAUUCUUCUAUGGCUUGUAAUCGCUACAUUGGUUUUGGCCGCAUUCAGUUCAGAGGGUGCCGCAUCCGAACACUACUUGUUUGUGCGCGACCGAUUCAAAUGGAUGCCAACGGACUUUGCCUUAUAUUCUGCCUUCAAUAUGAUUUGUAAAGUAUUUGGAAAUCUUAUUGGAAUUUAUGUACUGCACAAAAUGUUUGGAAUGCCCGAAAUAUUCGUGAUACUUAUCAGUUUGUUCAGUGCAAUGACCGAUCAUAUUUUUAUCGGGCUGGCUGAUUAUUCAAUUCAAUUAUACAUUGCGGCGGUAGUGUUCAUGAUCAAGGUGGUAUCGUUCCCUCUAUGCCGUUCCUAUCUAGCUUCUUUGGUUCCGUCGUCCGAUAUUGGUAAAGUGUUUUCUGUGAUAAAAUCAUUGGAAUUAUUGGUUACAAUCGCGGCAGUGCCUCUUUAUACAUUUAUUUAUGACAACACUAUCGCCACAUAUCCGGGGGCAUUCAAUUUAUUUAGUGCAAUUAUUUUUAUUAUCUGCAUCCUACUCAUGACAACGGUAUUUUACAUUCGAGGCAAAUGGCAAGAAACUGCCAACUAUGAACGAAUGACGACCUGAUUGAAUUUAUCUUUUAAUAACAUUUUUAUGAAUAAAGAGUUCAUAAUUAAAAUUGAAACUA
This is a messenger RNA of Contarinia nasturtii (swede midge), 1699 nucleotides long. Its product is annotated as proton-coupled folate transporter-like. Gene Ontology annotation, molecular function: transmembrane transporter activity. The record is from RefSeq and is a predicted model, not a curated record. The transcript is spliced from 9 exons. Gene Ontology annotation, cellular component: membrane. Gene Ontology annotation, biological process: transmembrane transport. The coding region runs from base 1 to 1638 and encodes 545 amino acids. NCBI's taxonomy places the organism in Eukaryota, Metazoa, Arthropoda, Insecta, Diptera, Cecidomyiidae.